UUUAGGUUUGAGAAGCUGACUACUGUGACCAACAUCUUGCUGGUCAACCUGGUGAUGUCCUCCUUGAUCUUCAGGAGCAGUCUCCCCUUCAUGGGAGUCUACUUGCAGCUCUCCAACUGGAUCUUCGGCAAUGUCAUGUGCAAGAUUCAUGGCACCGUGUACUAUCUGGGCUCCUACAGCUCCGUCCUGUUUCUAACCCUUUUGACCUUCGAUCGACACCUUGCAGUUGUUCACUCGCUGACCGCGUCGCGAUUGAGAAGUCAAAGGUAUGCGGCAGUAUCCUGCGCGGUGGUGUGGUUGGUCAGCUGCCUGGCAUGCAUCAAGCCCAUGAUUCUACACAAGGCGUUUGUUGAUUUCGAGAACACAACGUACUGUCAGGAGUAUCCUAAUGAAAUACCUGGUAUAGAAGGGAAGCUGCUGAGUGACUUUGGAUUCUACAUUCAGCUUAUCCUUUUCUUGAUCGUUCCUCUUGCUGUUACCAUCUACUGCCAUGUCAGGAUUUCUAUCACUGUCGUUUCAUCCAAGAUUGUCACCAAAUUCAAGACACUCAGGUUGAUAUUUGUCAUUGUACUGCUAUUUUUCACAAGCUGGACCCCAUUUAACAUUCUAAUGCUGAUGAAUGAUGAAGACGCUGACUGUGAAACAAGGCAGAAAAUGGAUUAUGCUCUUGAAGUCACUCGUGUCAUGGCCUACGCUUACUUUUGUAUCAGUCCCGUCUUUUACACAUUUGUUGGGAAAAAGUUUCAGAAGUAUUUCCGACAGUUUCGGGUAAAAACUUUCCCAGGGUUUAAGAGGGAUGUUUCUAUCUGUCUGCAGAAUAGGAGCAAGAUGUCUACACAAAGCACACAAAAUUAGCUCUAGGAAUCAGAAGCCUUUUGAUUUUAAGGACCUCUAUGUGGCCAAUAUUAGGAAUUUAAGCAAAAGA
This is a messenger RNA of Gasterosteus aculeatus aculeatus (three-spined stickleback), 925 nucleotides long. NCBI's taxonomy places the organism in Eukaryota, Metazoa, Chordata, Actinopteri, Perciformes, Gasterosteidae. The record is from RefSeq and is a predicted model, not a curated record.